UUUAUAUAAACAGAAAUAAUAAAUGUCUAAUGUGCGAAAAUGUCUAAUUGAUUAACUCCCUUGGCCAAUUGUAUUCUCAAUGCGAUUAGACUUGAUAUUUUGAUGUGCCUUGACAUAAUGCAGGGUACCACAAGGUCGACCCGUCGAGGUUGUUGUCAAUUUUCCCGUUUGAGCUGCGCAGUCGCUGCUGGUAUAUAAAUUUUGACAAAAGAAAGACUUCGAUUUAAACCAAUUUUGGCAAUGCGCGCGGCCAUUAAGUGACAGCGCGAGAUCAGAGCAGCAGAAGCACCAGUUAUCAAUAUCGAGCCAAGCUAACCAUACCGACAGCCAGCAGAUACCCAAGCGCAGUUGUGGAUUCCGUGAUGCUACCGAAGGUGAUUCCAGCUUUGCGUCUGGCGCUGCUGCUGCCGGCGAUGGCGGCGGCCUUUGGCAACGAAUAUGUGCACAUAAAGGUGCAUGUGCCCAAGGAUCAGGCGCCGAGUAUUGCCAUCGAUGCGGAGCAGCCGCCGCAGCACAAGGUCAUCCAUCACUAUCACCACCAUGCGGCGCCGCAACUGAGAUUGCGCGCACGCCCACCACCAAAGCCCAAGACAAGCCCGCUGCUGGAGAGCGUCAUCUUGUCCGAUCUUGACAAGCCGCUGCACAUGAGCGAGCACGCGGACUAUCUGAACCAUGCAAAGGAGCUGGCCGAGCAUCUCAGCGAAACAUAUGUGAUCAAGAAGCCGCCACUGCCGCCAAAGAAGAAGGUGAACACCUACACGAUCAUCGAGGAGAAGCACCGGCCGACUAGUUACGACUACGAGUCGCGGCCAGAGCACGGCGUGGACACGUAUCGGGUGCAGCAUCAUCAUCACAAGCACCAGCAACAUCAGCUCGCCGUAGACGACAAUGACGACGAUGUGGGCUAUCACUAUCCCGGCCCAGUGCACCAGCAUCGCCAUAAAGGCUCCUCCUCAUUGUACCAUGGCGGCGGCUAUGCGGAGCCAGCGCCGGUGGAGGAGCCUAUGGAUUUAGAUCAGGGCUAUAGCUAUUCGCCGCCCCUCUAUGCCCAUGGCCGACCGCCUACCCAUACACUGGAGGCUCCCGAAGAGUCAUCUCUGGACAGCCCGUAUCCAUAUGACUUUAGCAGCAGAAGCGCCACCAGCAGCAGCAGCAGCAGCAGUAGCUUCCGGCCAUCCCAGCAGCUGAGCACACAGCCAGAUGCCUACGAAGACGAGACUGAUUCCUAUGCCGCGCCGAUCCAGUCGCGUCGUCGUCGUCCCGGCCCCGUCGAGUGGCCCGGCCACCGCGGAUAUAACAGCGCUGCCGCCGAGACAUAUGCCGGCGCGGACAGCUACAAUGCUGGGCCCGGCAGCACCGGAUAUCAGUAUACCGGGCCCUACCUGUAGUCGUGAUUCUUGAAACUUGCUUUAAGGCCUAU
Drosophila novamexicana is the source of this 1420-nucleotide messenger RNA. RefSeq lists its product as uncharacterized. The record is from RefSeq and is a predicted model, not a curated record. The coding region runs from base 363 to 1388 and encodes 341 amino acids. NCBI's taxonomy places the organism in Eukaryota, Metazoa, Arthropoda, Insecta, Diptera, Drosophilidae. The transcript has a single exon.